UGUGGGUCGAAAAUUUCCAUCUCGACUCUCGAAUCCCCUCGAUUGUAAAUUCGACAGAAAGUCCGCAGCUUCAAUUUACAUUUGUCUGCCCUGAGGAGAUCCUCGUACUUUGUCCCGUGUGACUAGAUAGAACUCAGGCUAGCUGCCGGAAAAUCAUCACCGUAACAUCAUUAGUUGUUGCAUCUUGCUCCAGACGCAGCGAGGACAUGGUAUAGCAAGAUAUUCCUUCUCCUUCUCACACACCCAGCAGCCAAGAGUCGCCAAAACGAUUCUUGACUACAAAAAGUCGCAGACUUGAGCUGGUUUUCUAAAACCAACUUUCCAUUUGCACAUCAGAAGCAAUGGAAGACCCUUUAAAGGACGUCUAUGAGCGGCGACAGAAGCUCACUGACGCCCUAGAGUCUAGCCCUUAUGAUCUCAUAGUGUACCUCCAGCGAGCGCUAGUCCACCUUGAUCUGGGCUAUCCAGACCUGGCAAGUGGUGAUGCUUACAGGACAUUGCUCCUCACUGACGAGGUCGCAAAUGAUGGGUUCGAAUAUCACGAAUCAGCCCUUGAAUGCCUCUCCCAAUACCAGGGAAGGCCACUGAAUCAACUGCUGCACGAAACGAGCACAUCGGAUACUACAGCCAAAGGAGACGAAUCCAAGUUGUUGGCUGAAGUCUCGAUAAAGUGUUUUCAAAUACUCUCGUCCAGCCUACUGCGUUGCGGCUGUCUAAAAAGUGCAUACAACUUCUGCCAACGAGGCCUAGCCGCCAAGGAGGACGACGAACAGCUGAUCGCGAUUCUCGAGCGCAUCAACGCAGCUGCUCGCCAGAGGCUGGGACGGGAUACGGUCAGCGUGGAGGACAUGCCAGACGCCGGCCUGGCCCGCAGAGAGGUGUAUGCAUGGAACAAGCACGAGCCCGACAGGUUUUCCCAGGAGUCACUCGACUACCUGAACGGGCAGCUGGCGGCCAUGGCGCCCAAGUGCGUCGUCAAAGCGUCGGAGCUUCCAGUGCUGGCGUCCGGCGUGGCGGAGCAGGGUACAUGCAAGCAGCUUGGUGUCUUCGCCGCUGCCGACAUUGGGCCCGGCGAGGUCGUACUGCGGGAGUUUUCGGCACUCACGGCCAACAACCGGCUGCAGGAGCCCGUGUGUGACGCCUGCGGGGAGGAGCUCCCCUCUCUGGACUCGGCGUCGGGUGAAGAGGGAACUCAACAGGCCGUCAACUGUGAGGAGUGUUACGACACGGUCUUUUGCAGUCAGGAAUGCCAUGACCAGGCUAUGGAGCUUUACCACCCGGCAGUCUGCGACAAAGGCGUAGACUCGAUCGCAAAAGACCCCGAUGCCGCCGACAUUGAUUCCUCGCUAUACCUUCUUCUCCUCGCUCGCCUCAUAGCCAUGGCAGAACACCAAGACAUCCACCCACUCGACGUCAGGGAGGUCAAGUAUAUCUGGGGUGACUUUGUUCCCCGCGGCAGCAGCAACGGCGGCGACGGAAUCGAUGCCCAGUCAGCGGCCGGGACGCUCCCGUUCUCCUUCAGGUUCAACAUCGAGACCCCGCUACACGUCCUCGAGACGAUGGACGUCGACAUUUAUCGCACGCUUGCCCGGCAUGACACUUGGGUUAUGAAUACGCUUUACGCAAAGUUCCGCGGCACAGCCUCGGCGAGAAAGAGUACGCGCGACGGCCGCCCCGACGUUGCGGCGGUUCAUCCCUUUUGGUGCCUUGCGAACCAUGACUGCGACCCGAACGUCACAUGGGAAUGGAGCGGCAGGAUGGUGCUGCGGGCCAAGGAGGAACGCGUAGAAUGGGGAGGAGACCGCCGCGCCGCAGGAAUCAAGGCCGGGGACGAGAUACUCAACCAUUACUGCGACGUCAACCUCAGCGUCCGGCAGCGCCGAGAGUGGGCAGAGGGGAGUCUUGGGGGCUGGUGCAUGUGCCAGAGGUGCCGGUACGAGGCGGCAGCUGCCGAGAAGGGCGAAUGAGGCAGUUGAAGAAACCUCCUGUGAUGGUUCCCCCGGAAUCCCACACGGCAAAUCUCGACCUGGCGAAGUAUUGUCUUUGUUUUGACAGUGUUUUUCUACGAUACCGACACACUAGGCGGAACAAAGGUCGUCAAAUCCUAGACAAAAAAAAAAAAAAAAAAGAGCUGUCCAAUACGCCAAGACGAUCACAGUAGGCCCGCCCUGUUGGUCGACCCGAAAACUCCAUUUCCCCCAAGCGCCAAGGCUUGACUUUGUAUUGCUUACUCUGGGUACUGUUCGGUGCGGCUCCAGGUUCGAUUUCCAAGAUGAUUUCGAGCCGUGGCGCCAAGAGCCUCUCACCUGGCUCGUGGAUGGGGGGCAGAGGUAUUGGACGAGGAAUGAAGAUCACGGCAAGGACGGCGAAGGGAGCCGUGCCUUCGCCAAGAAAUCUUGUGCCCAGACAGAGAGAAAUCAGUUGGGGGACGGUGGGAGCAACGGUGCGUCUACAUCCCACGAGGUACGUAAAGAAGGCGUCUGCACAAGCAUCUUUUGUUUGACCAACGGUCUUGGGGGCUCUUGGCAGCGCCAGAUAGUACAGUCAGGGUGGGCUUGGCGUUCGUCUAGGAAACCCAAAGGGGCUAACCAUCUGCCGAAUGAUAUGGCUUGGGGCUGGGCGGGUGACGGCAUGUCACAUCGCCAGCAUGUACUUUGUAAGCAGGACAAGGCAAUGAGACAGAGGGAGAAAAAAAAAACAAGCAGGACAGCACACACAGCAGUGGGCUCAUCUAGAAUUCGGUUCGUUUUCUUUUUCUGGAUGGCAUCACAUCACCGCUUCUCCACGAGGGGGUGUGGCUUGAGAGGGGGGGCAAUUUGGGCUUUUCUCCCGGCUCUCUCGGCAAGAGCUUGUUCUGUCAGGCGCGUGUGAAGUCUUGGAAAACUCGGGGGGGUGCACCGCGGGAGAGGAACAGAACAGGCAUGGCCCCGCUGGGCUUGGUACUUUUUUCUGGGAUUUUCUUGUCCUCUCCACCGGAUGACGGGAGAAAAAAAAAAUAAACGACAGGAAGACAAGACAAGACGAAGUAAAGAAACAACAGGGGACGUCAGGAAGUCCCGACAGUGUGCAUAGAGGCUGUGGUUUGUCGGGGGUGUACCCAUGCAAAGCUGUAUUUGAACUCCUCGAUUGACUCGAUAAUUUUACUUCGUGAUAAAUUGGAACUCCAAUUUUAAAGCUUCAA
Molecule: messenger RNA, 3181 nt
Organism: Pyricularia oryzae 70-15
Lineage: Eukaryota; Fungi; Ascomycota; Sordariomycetes; Magnaporthales; Pyriculariaceae
Exons: 1
Coding region: 342-1967 (541 amino acids)
Cellular component (GO): nucleus
Molecular function (GO): protein binding
Source: RefSeq, a predicted model, not a curated record